Cuscuta campestris is the source of this 959-nucleotide messenger RNA. NCBI's taxonomy places the organism in Eukaryota, Viridiplantae, Streptophyta, Magnoliopsida, Solanales, Convolvulaceae. The record is from the annotation of a GenBank genome assembly.
UGACAACAAAAAGGAAUGGACAUGUAAGGUGGAAUGAUCAGUGGAAUAAAUGACAACAAAAAGGAAUGGACAUGUAAGGUUAGAGUUGUGGAGAAACGGAACAUCAAAGACUCAAGGACGAGCCCUAACAAGUACAGACCUUUUAUAUUGCAGGAUGAGGAGGUAAGCUUAUAAAGCUUAUAAAAUAAUCAAUCUUAGAGCGGACAUAUUACAUGCACUAAUUAUGUUCCAUUCAACCAUUUCUGUACAGGGUACCGAGGUUCUUGCUCUCGCAAAUAGUGGUGACAUUGAACAAAUUGAUAAGAUACUCGGCCUCAAAAACACGUAUUACAUAAGCAAUGCUGCUGCCAUGCCUAACCAAGUAUAGUGGUGAUCCCCCAUCCGCAAACUAUAAUUACAUUUAGAUGUUGAGUAAAAAGACUUGGAUUGAGGCAGCCCCAAAAUCAGAACAAAUUCAGGCAACAAAUGAGACAGACACUAUCCUCACACAAUUCUUUGACUUCUAUGACUUAUGCGGUUCUAAAACCCCAAUCAAUUUCAUGGCCAUUGUGAUUCAGAGAAUGCCGAGAGAGUAUGUCUCCGUUCCUAGACAUGCCAAAACCGCACAUGAUUUCAUGCUUGUGAAUGAAGAGUAAGUAUGACGUAGUUAUUCUAAUUACUUAACAUUGUGUAUAUCUAACCUUUUUACUUUCAUCUUAAAAAGAAUGAAACCAGUUGUGUUGACUCUUUGGGAAGAUUUCACAAUGAAUCAAGGCCGGGAUAUAACCUUUUUCUUUUUCAAGUUAUAUUAUUGAAUAUUUUAUAGUUUAUUCAUUUAAAAAAUGUGAAAUCGUAUCAUAAGAUAAUAAUCCAAGAGGUUAUUCCAAUUUUAUAAAACUUUUUUUAUAAAUGAUUUUAGUUAUGGGGACAAAAAUGAUCAGUGGAAUAAAUGACAACAAAAAUGAAUGGACAUGUAAGGU